Messenger RNA from Ictidomys tridecemlineatus (thirteen-lined ground squirrel), 1377 nucleotides. The record is from RefSeq and is a predicted model, not a curated record. Lineage: Eukaryota; Metazoa; Chordata; Mammalia; Rodentia; Sciuridae.
CGGUCACGCCUUGUCUGGACUAUAAGAAGGGAAUGUCUGCGGGCUAUGAUUUGGUUUUGAGUCCCCCCAUCAUUCCAGGUCAUUCAGUCUUUUGUGGGACACAUGCUACAAACACUCCGUAAAGGGACAGGCCUCCCUCAUCUGCCUGGAGAUUUUCUUAGAUUUUUUUCCUCUACAAACGCAGGGCAGCUCCCCAAGGCUCCCUGUACUGCAGACUGCUGGCUUAGGUACCUCUUACUCCUUUAACAGUUUUUCCUUUUGAUCUCGGGCCAGUCCUCCUGCCCAUUCAUGCUCGUCCCCUCCCCAAGCGCUGGGCGGGACUCGGAGACCAGCUGGAGGCCCUGAACCUCUGCACGUUGCUGCAACAGCCCAGCCCAGCCUGGCCCACUCAUUUUUUCUUCCUGCAGUAGACGCUCCCGCUGAAAGAAGGAGAAGCCGUGGGGGUGGCCCAAGUGUGCAGCCCAGACGCAACAGGCCAGGGCCCACUUCCCUUGCUGCCCACUCAAAGUCCGCCACACGCCUGGUCGGGCUCAGCCAUGAUGAGGAGAAGCUUCCAGGUGGCAGCUAGACUGGGACACCGGUGUAUCCUGCCCAGACUCGACCCUGCCGCAGCAUUUGGAUCCUCCACUGACUCCCUGGUCUCAAGGUUCUGUCCAGUGAAGACAGACUUGAAGGACUAUGCCCUCCCCAACGCCAGCUGGUGUCCAGACAUGCUGAGCCUGUACCAGGAAUUUCUGGAGAAGACCAAGUCUGACGGCUGGGUCAAGCUGCCCUCCUUCCAGUCCAACAGAGACCACAUUCAAGGGCUCAAGCUCCCAUCUGGGUUGGUAGCUGCCUCAGACAAGAGUGACUGGCGCAUCUUCACCAGGUGCAUCCAAGUCGAAGGACAAGGCUACGAGUAUGUCAUCUUCUUCCACCCAUUCAAGAAGAAGUCGGUCUGUCUUUUCCAACCAGGCCCCUACCUGGAGGGGCCUCCCGGGUUUGCUCACGGAGGGUCCCUGGCAGCCAUGAUGGAUGAGACCUUUUCUAAAACUGCCUACCUGGCUGGAGAGGGGCUGUUCACACUAAAUCUCAACAUCAGGUUCAAAAACUUGAUCCCUGUGGGCUCUCUGGCGGUACUGAAUGUCCAAGUGGAAAAGAUUGAAGACCAGAAGCUUUAUAUGUCCUGCAUCGCCCAGAGCAGAGACCAAGAGACGGUCUACGCCAAGUCUUCAGGUGUUUUCCUUCAGUGGCAGCUGGAAGAAGAAUCAUCCCCUUAGUGGUCACUAUGCUGACCCUGAGGACCCUGCCUGCUGGGGGCCCUCAUCAGAGCAGAAAGGUCCCCAGGAGAUGAGGAGAGGGCACCUUCUCUGAGUAAAUAAACUCUCACUGCCCCAA